CAAAAGAAUGCAAGCGUGUGAGGCAAAAGGAGAGAGUGCAAGUUAGCCACAGAGCAUUUUCUCCCACCCAGUGGCCUGCCAAAGGCAACAGAUCUGCCCACUCAGGACUUAACCCUGUCAGGUAAAGACGUGGAUGAAGAAGGAACUAUAAGUGGUGUCUGUUUGAGGGCUAUGUGAAGACAUAGAAGACCUCCAGAUGUUCUCUGUACAGAACCCAUAAGGUCAGAGCUUUGAUGGUGUUUGAUGGUACUGGGGCUUCCUGGGAAAUGAUGGAUGAUUGUUACGGUCUACAACUGUUGCAUCAGGCAGAGUCACGGCAUAGCUCGCAUUCUCUUUGCUUUAACUGACAAAAGUGGCAUGGCUUACCUGUGAACACUGACAGUUCACAUAAAUUGAAUUGAAGAAAACAAAAACGGCUGGAAUGUUGACUGGGAAGCACAGAUGCAAAGUUCUUCAAAUAGCUUUGAGAAAAUGUCCCCAUUCCAUCACUUCAGUAAGAGUCAAAGCAGGAGGCACUCAAAUAGACAUGGAGCCUCCAGAUGAAGCAAUACCAAGUGGGAUGCAAAGCAUGUAAAUAUACUUUCUCAGCUGUUCUUCCCAUGGCAAGAUAAGAAUCAUCAAAAACCCCUGAAUUUCAGAGGCAGACCUUUAUAAACAAAUUCUAUAAACAAGUCUUCAGGACUGUGGACAAUCCCUUGUAAGAGUCUGAGGAUGCACAUUUUUGGAUUAAGCCUGUGAGGAUCUGCCACUCUUCAAACCAUGUCCAGUAGAAGCUGUUAAAUGUUUCUUCAGGAUAGAAUGUUUCCCUCAAAGGAGCAAAGCAAAGCAGUCUGGAAUUGAGCAAGGGAUUGUAUAAGAAAGGUUAGGCCUGGCCUGGAAGACCAAAGUCAAAAUCACCUGAGAAGUGGCAAAAUCAUGACUUCUUCUGCUCAACAGACUUUUACCACAAACAAUCAAGAAUCCAGCUACUCUCCAGCCCUCAACCUCAGCCCUUGCUUGUAUCUGUUGUUUCCUCAGGACUGAAUGUUCCCUUACAUCAGAGGAAUUGAACUGAGCAAGAUAGUUUACAAGCAUAGUUAGACUUGGCUUGGAAGACCGUAGUUGAGAUAUCCUGAUAGGGAUCCCUCUUCCUCCUUAACAAGUGGGGCACUCAAGACUUUAAUCACCUUCUAGUCAUCAGACUGGCCAUUUGCUACAAAGGAUAUUUUGUGUUUAAUCUGUGGAUGAACUCUCGAGGGAGUGGAGGGACUUCCUUGACCCAGCUUGUACCAUGAUGGCGCAAAUCACUGAGUUUUUUAAUGACUUGUGGCGGCUUGCGACUGCCAAGCACAAUGAGGGUAUCUAUAACACGGUGUGUCUUAUGGUGCUGCUCACUCUUCCUUUGGUUGUUUUCUUCACCUCCCUGAUAGUUUGCUGCCACUGCUGUUUCUGUCGAGGCGCUGAUGGUUGCUCAUGCUGUUGCCGAAGAGAUGGUACCACAGUCACAAGUGCCCUAGUGGAAAAUAAGAAGAAGAAAAAGAACAAGAAGAAGAAUGGUGGCCAGACAGAAGAGGACUUGUGGAUUUCAGUCAAGACUGACCCCAUGACUCCAGACAGAGUGGCUCUCACUAUAGUGUAGCUAGUAGGCAGCACUCUGCACUAAAGCAAAGACUGGACAUUUAUUUAUAUCUAGGCCCUGUUUUACAGCAAGGUACAUGGGAGGGAUAUUAAGGAUUGUGCUAUAAUGAUUGACUUUGAUUUGACUGAAAAAGGGAAUCCAGUUCAAUUUGUCUCAAAGGACUUUGGAAGGGAAUUAAAUUGAGUUUAGAUUGAGCAAUGGUGUAGGGUAGCAUUGUGUGUGUGUGUAUACCAACUCAUGACAAAUGGAUUUCCCAUUCCGAUUUCUAAGCAUAACACUGCUGAGAAUUUCCAUAAAAUGCUACUGAUUAUUUUUCAGCAUAAUUACAUGAGUCGUUCAGAGUGGUUUGAUAUAAAAUGCUCCAUCGUAGAGCAACUUAUUAAGUCAAAAUUAUUCAUAGUUGUAGUGAUAGAAAACAGUUUGCUAUUUGAAACAGUUUAUUAUAUGAAUCAUUUGAACCAUUUAAUGAUUCUAACAGCUAUCUCACUAACACAUAUUACAUGAAAUACAUUAACUGAUGACGUUGUUUUAUGAUAGGAGAUUUUGGCCUUUUGUAUUUGGACAUUUGUAUUUUGUAAAAUCCUUUUAUGGUAUGGUGGUUUAACAAGGGUGUUUUAAGAAAAAAUCAUUUCCUAAGAAAAAACAUUUUUUUAGAUUUAUUGAUAUUUAACUAUCAAUGGUACAUGCAAAAACUGAAAACUGAAAAAUUUUAAUAGUAAAUAAAAUGGCUGUUUUUGCAUUGUAGAUAUCCUGGCUCCCUGGUUCCAUUCACAACGAUUGUAAAGAGUCAUUACUUUUCUCUACGAUGACCAUCAAACCACUCUGAAUGACUUCAUAACUUAACAGUUGAAAUAUGUAGAUAUUUCCAUCCAUGCUAUGUUAUAUAUCAAUAUAUCAGCAGAGUGGUAUGCUCUACACAGUGAAUAGAGACAAUAUCACCUCUUCAUACUAUUAGAGAGCCUUUAACACAGUUGAUGUCUUUGGGUUUAUUUACAAACGUUAUCAAUAGCAACUUCUAAACAGCUUUGCAAAAAUGCCAUUUAACAUCUUGAGCAUUCAUAUUCACAUGAGUAGUUGAGAGUUAUACACAAUUACACUCAACCAUAAUAAUCUCCUAGCCCUCCCACAGCCAACUGAGAAUGUGGCUAACUGAUGUCUUUAAGGCACUUUAUUUGCCACGAUUGAAAAUGUUCAGAUAUAUUCAGAUAAAUGCAAUUGAUUUUGUAAAACAUAAAGUGGAUUUUAUACACAAAAAGGGUUAACACUUUUGUUUACAGUCCCUUAGGUAAAUGUGAGGUACAAAAUUCAAAGUACUAUGUAUUUUUUCAGUAAAACUGAUCGUUAGUUCCAAAACAGUCUAAAUAAAUUACACUGAAAUAUGUAACAGAUUCUAGAUAUUGAUUAAGUGCGUGGUACAAACUCCAAAGUACUAUGAAAUUAUUUAGGUUAAAAUGAUAAUAAACACCCAGGCAGUCCAUCCAAUUUAAACUGAAAUGCCCCUCUUCUAGCUACCAAGCAACUAAAGGACAGAGUACAAUAUCUCAUAACUGGAUCAUUGUUUGGAGUAAAAAGGAUACCGUAAUUACUUUGUCCUUUGUCAGUUUUUCAGAAUAAUUUAUUGAGACUGUCUAGGUAUUAUUAUUUUAUGCAAAAUGAUUAUAUUAUAUACUUUGUAUCAGACAUUAACCCAGUUAAUAUCUUAUGGCCAGUUCAGUGGCCAGUAAUUUAGUUUAACUGUCUUGGAACUUACCAUCAUAUUACCCAAAAUAAUUACGUAGUAUAUUUGAUUAAAAUGCUAAUAAUUAUUUAGUAGUUUGUAGUUUGUACCUCACACCUAUUGGGUUAAUACUUGAAACUUAAAGGAAUGUAAAAUAAAUUAUUUGAGAAAAAGGCUGUGUGUAGCCAGAGUUUAAUUGGCUAACAAUGGUAAAAAAAAAAAAAAACUUUCUUCCUCAGCUGUAAAUAUGAAGCAUCAUACCAGUUAUACAGCUGCUUCAACACUGAAGACUUUUAUUCAGAUGUCAAUCAUACGUCUCACCCAUCUUUCCUUCCAUUUUUGCCCUUUGUAUAUUUCCAUACUUAACCAUGGUUAAACUGUUGACAGAUCAGCAGCAGGUAGUUUGAAACUUCCAUGUUUCAAGUUUUCCUUCAAGUACAAAAGGAUCAAGGAGGCAAUCAGCUGUCAUGUAGUGUGUCAGUCUAUGUGAUAGCAAAGCUUUGUGCAACCUAAUUCUGCAUGAAAAUGUUUCAGAAUCAGAAUCAAGUUUUAUUGGCCAGGCAUGCUACACAUACAAGGAAUUUGGUUUUGGAGCUCACAGACAUACAUUCACAUGUAGAGAAUAAGACAAAAUAAAUAUAAAAUAUAACAAGAUAAAAUAAAAUAAAACAUGCAUUCCUACCAUCACUUACUCAGACACACACACACACACACACACACACACACACAGCCAUACUUUUUGUUACAUGUUACAUAGUUUGUUAUAUGAAUCAUUAAGAAUGUUCUAUAUAUGUUUUUUUUUUCCUUUCCAUUGUCUUAACACUGGCUGAAGCAUGCAGAAAGUGAUGAUUUGAUCGUUUUUGUAAAAAUUAAAUAAAGAUAUUUUUAUAGAAUGUUUUUUUUAAUAGAAUGGCCCCACAAAGGAUUUUCUUCUUAAUGAGAGUAUACCUAUACCCAAGCUGCUGUAUGCAUUGGCCUGCAAAGCCUCAAAAGAAACUUUCUGUCUCAAAGAGGAAGGACCCUAAGCCCAAUGGCAUUACAGUAAUUUGGUUUCCUUGGAUGAGAAGUUGCAUUAUUUAAAAAGAAGUUAAGGUCCAUGUAUGAUGUAUGACCAAAAACAAUUAUAAUUUAUUUAUACACCA
Pygocentrus nattereri (red-bellied piranha) is the source of this 4477-nucleotide messenger RNA. RefSeq lists its product as uncharacterized. The record is from RefSeq and is a predicted model, not a curated record. NCBI's taxonomy places the organism in Eukaryota, Metazoa, Chordata, Actinopteri, Characiformes, Serrasalmidae. Bases 1271 to 1618 code for a protein of 115 amino acids. The transcript is spliced from 3 exons.